GAAACUACGCCACAAGAUGGCAGACAUGUGACGUAAAGUAUGUUUGGCUGCCGUAAAACCUUAGUCGAAGUGGGAAUUAAAGGCAACUAAAAAAAAAGGGUAAGCUACAAUAUAAUUUCAAAAUGUUGAAAGAGUUGGUGAAGGAGCGACUAAUGGCGGCCGCUAAUGAAAUAUUCAGGCUGUUCGAAAGAACGAUAGCGUCGUACGAGGAGGAACUUGAACGAACGAUAGCAUCUUACGAGGAGGAACUUGACAAAACCAUAGCGUCCUACGAGGAGGAACUUUCUCGCGCAGGAGAGGAAAACAAACGGAAACUCCAACAACUAGAAGCUGUUUACAAGACGCAACACGCUGCAGAACCGUGCUGCCCCAGUGAAGAGGAACCUCUCCCUCAGCCGCAAGGGGGCAGCCCUACUUUGGAGCAAAAAGAUCCACAGCCCCGCCACAUCAAAGAAGAACAGGAGGAAGUUUGGCCCACUCUGGAAGGACAGUGUCUUCCUACUGGUGUCUCCGUAAAGACUGAAAAUGAAACAAAAGGAGAGAGCUUCUUAGCUCCACUAUUGGACAGUGACGACACAACAUCACACUUUCCUGAGGCUGAAGACCAGGACAACGACCAAGAACCUUUGAGCAGCAAUAUAUACUUUGAAGGUGAAAUGAGGACCCACACAGACAUAAAACACUCCGAAUUCUCUGAAAAAAAGACAACGAGGAAAUGUUUAAUCUGCUCAAUUUGUGCUAAAAGCUUUCCUUACGAGAGCCAUUUGACUCUACAUAUGCGGACACACACUCGAGAACAACCUUACAGUUGCUCAGUUUGCGGUAAAGGAUUCUCUCAAAAGGGAAAUAUGGUACUACACAUGACAACACAUACAGAAGACAAACCUUUUAGUUGCUUAGUUUGUGAAGAAAAAUUCUCUAGAAAGUCAUAUAUGGUAUUACACAUGAGAACUCACACUGGAGAAAAACCUUUUUGUUCAGUUUGUGGUCAAAGAAUAUCAAGAAAGUCAAAUAUUCUGUCGCACAUGAGAACGCACACAGGUGAAAAACCAUUUGGUUGUUCUUACUGCGAUAGAAGAUUCUCUCAUAAGAUAUCAGUGGUAAAACACAUGAAAACACACAUUAGAAAAAAAGUUUGAUGUCUAAGUUUUUGGUGAAAGUUAUUGUUUAACAGCAAACAUCUCACGACAGAGAAUAAACAUUUUCCUAGCUUGUGCUAAUAUUACAAAACUGUAAUGUCACAAUACCGUAAAUUCCGGACUGUAAGCCGAUACUUUUUUCCUACACUUUUAACUAUUGGCUGAUAAAUCAAUGAGGCUAAUUCAUGGAUUUAUCCUUGCUGAAGGCCAUGUUAAUAGUAAAAAAAAAACAACAACAACCAAACACCCUGAAAAAGUGUGUUAUUGUUUGUGCCAUGGUGCUAUCUUUUGGGUGAGUUCGCUUACUGCUGGUGCUGCAGUGUCCUUCAAUUUAGUGGUUUCAUCCGGAAGUAUAUUGCCAUUCUUUCUUCAAGUCCAUGAAAGCUCCAUCUCAGGUAAACUGCAAAUUAUUUGCCACAAGAUUUACAAAAAAAGGUUUGAGAAAUGCUCCUAUAUUUUUAAAAGCUAUGCACUUACUUUAAGCCAUUUUUACUUCAUAAUGUUAAUUUUUAGCAUGGAUUAUUGUAUUUUGACUAUUCUACUUCAAACAUGUUAAAACUGAGAAAAUAACUAUUGAAAUAAGAUAUUUUGGUUGUCCCCGCAUAUAAAAUCUUGUUUAGAAAUUCUGCAACAUCUUGAGGAUGCUUAUUAAUUUAAGAAUUGCAAGUUGAAUAAUGCUUGUUAUCAGAAUAAAACACUUAUUUCUAUCCUAAAAGUCUAGAAAUCUUAAUUUAGGCUGUCUCAUCAAAUACAAUUAACUAGCUGCAUGGUCGGAUAAUUUCACUAGUUUUAAGUAUUGUUUUUCUAAAAUCUGGUCUUUUUAACUUAAUUUUUGUGUCAGCUUUUUUUAAGCUAAGGUUAACUGUUAAUGUCAAUGUUAGAGCCAUUAAACUGAUUUAGUUACAAUUCAGGAAUAACAUGUCCUACUGAGCACAAUUACAUACAGUGGCUGAUUGCCAAAUGUCCCCUCUGUUCUUUCCUUCUGCACUUUGCGUUCCACUCCAAAGAGGAAGGAGUCUUCUUCCACAGCCACCAUGAUUGCAAGCUACUGAAUCUCGCAAGGCUCCGGGCAAAACUUAAAAUUAUACAGGUGUUUGUCAGGGAAAUUAUUUUUGCCUUUGACAGCACAAACCGCCGGAACUGGUUACAGCCUCUCCACAAACCAGGCAUUGUCCAGACGCCUCUGGCAGUCACCAGCGUCCCUGGGAGUGGGAAAACCACAGGAGCUUUGGAUCUCUCUGUCUUCCCUACAGAAUGCCAAGACUUCAGACUCACCAUUUCCAUAAAAAAAACUAAGGUCCUGGCCCCUGACGACCCUGACUAACCCGAACAUCAAAGUCCAGGACCAGUCUUGAACAUAUCUCGGCUCGACUGUCAACAGAAACGUGUCCCUAGACACCAAACUAAGUGCUCGCGUUGGCAAGGCUUUUGAAGAUAUAUCCAAAACUCCACCUGCACACCAAGCUGAGGAUUUAUUCAGCAUGUGGACUCAGCACUCGCCUCUGCAUCAGAAAAAUAUGUCAGAUACACUCAUUACUCAUCAUUACACACAUUCUGGAAACACAUCUAGCAGGUUUAGAAACAUGUCGUGAUACAUCACGCAUUCUGAACACAAAACUAGCAGGUUUAGAAACAUGUCGUCAUACAUUAGAGAGUAAAGCAGAUAGAACUAGGUGUUUCAAUCCCUUCGGUAAGUAGGAACAGUCUUGACGGUAGCAGUCGGUGUGGAGUGGUGAAAAGGAGGGUAUGUAUGUCAUUGGGGUCUUCAGGUGGGCACCCUGCUUCAUCGACGUUUCGUUGAUUUGAAGCCCACGACGUCUCCAGAGGGCUCAAUGGUGUGCCUAGCGUCCCAGGUACACCCCCCUCCAUGCCAUACCCUCCACAUCCUGUUGGACUAUGCAUGGCAGGGUCGUCCUUUUCCCUGAGUCAGGCCUAAGCCUGACCGCAUACCAUUGUCUCUUAUCUUACUGCCCAGUUGGGGUCCUUGCGCUUAAUCCAGAGCCAGUUGCUGGCUUUUUCGGCAGCAUUUGACAUGGACUUGAUAGUCUGUUGGAGGGAACGUCCUUUCAACCCCAUUUUCCUCAACAGACUGAUGGUAGAUGUGGUAAUAAAUCCCCUGCAUCCCACCUCUACUGGGAAAAUGUUGGUCUUCCAGCCGUUCUGGGAUGCUUCAGCUGCCAGGUCAGAAUAUUUGUUUCUCUUCCUCUCAUAAGCCUCUUCAACCCCUUCUUCCCAUGGUACUGUCAGCUCCACGACAUAAGCCAGCUUUGCUGAUGGAGACCACAGGACCAUGUCUGGCCGGAGUGUUGUAGCCAUUAUUUCUGGGGGAAACACAAGCUUUUUAUCAAGGUCUACUUCCAAUUUCCAAUCCCGAGCCGACUGCAGGAUGCUUGCAUUAUUUGGUGUCGUUUGACACUUUUGAUGUUGGCCAGCUGGUACAAAAUGUGUGAAAUGGACCUUUCCUGCUGGUGUUUGUGGGAGAUUGUUUGUGGUGGUUCGCCUGUGUUCCAGUGUUUUUGCAAGCUCUCUAAGUACUUGGUUAUGCCGCCAAGUAUAGCGUCCUUGGGUGAGACUUAUAGUACACCCUGAUAGGAUAUGUCUUAGAGAUGCAGGUACUUGACACAGGGAACAGGCGGGAUCUUCUCCGUACCAGGUUUUCAGAUUUAGGGGGGACGGUAGCAGGUCGUACGUGGCUCUGAUGAUAAAACUCAGCCGUGCUCCCUCCAUCUGCCAGAUGUCAUACCAGUUGAGCUUUUUCUUCCCCAGGCUUUCCCAGUUGGUCCAUCUCCCCUGCUUGGCCAUUGAGACGGCUUUAGCAUGUCGCUCUCCCUCCUCCUGUCUCCUGACUUCCUCUACUACUAGCCGUCUCUUCUGCUCUGAUGUUGCUUUGUGCCAUCGGGGAGUUUUUGGGACAAGUCCAAGUCCUGCUCUCCCAUGCUGUAUAUGCCCAACCACAUCUCUGAAUUGAAGAGCAGACUUUGCACUCUGAACAGCUUCUGAUGGAAUCCACUUCCUUCCCGCUGUUACUCUGGGGGCCGCUGUUCGAAUGACUGUAUCCUCAGUUUCGGUUAGCGUCAUGACCAGCCUUGCUUUGGUGCAUUUGAAUUCUUCCACCAGUCCAGAGAUUGGUAAUUCCAAUUUGCCAUGCCCAUAUAGUCCGAUGGAACUGAAGCAUCUUGGAAUUCCAAGCCACUGUUUUAGCUGCGUGCUUAUCACACGUUCCAAUUUUUCAACCUUGGUGAUGGGGAUUUCGUACACAGUUAAAGGCCACAAAAGUCUUGGGAGUAUGCCAAAUUGAAAACACCACAACUUGAGUUUUCCUGGCAACAAGGUUUUAUUGAUGCGAUCCAUGUAAGUGAUUGUAUCCUUUUUUAGUUGCUCAAACUGCUCUGUGUCUUUGAGCCUUGCGUCGUACCACCUUCCCAAGCUCUUUACUGGCAUUUCGGAAACAGUUGGUACUGGUGUUCCGCUGACAUGAAAUCUCUGGUGUGUGACUUGGCCUUUCUCAAUGGAGAUACUUCUGCACUUGCUGGGCUUUAACUUCAUCGUGCCCAUGUUAUAUUUGAAUGAAGUUUCUCCAGCAGUCUCUUGGUGCAGGGUACAGUUGUUGUGAGUGUUGUUAUAUCGUCCAUAUAGGCUCGAAUUGGUGGUAAUCUCUGACCACAUUGUAGUCGUUCUCCACCAACCACCCAUUUCGAGGCUCUAAUAAUGAUCUCCAUUGCCAUCGUAAAGGCCAAUGGGGAGAUGGUGCACCCAGCCAUGAUGCCUACUUCCAGAGAUUGCCACGCAGUGGUGAAUCCUGAUGUUGUAAGGCAAAAUUGCAAAUCCUGGAAAUAGCGUUUUACAAGAUUUGUGAUUGUAGUUGGUACUUGGAAGAAUUCAAAGGCAGUCCACAGCAAUGAAUGAGGGACUGAUCCAUAAGCGUUGGCCAGAUCAAGGAACAAGACAUGAAGAUCUUUUCCUUCUUUUUUCGCAGUCUGGAUUUGAUGCCAUAUGAUGCUGUUAUGUUCGAGGCAUCCAGAGAAGCCUGCUAUACCAGCCUUUUGGAUCGAUGUAUCAAUGAAGUGGUUUUGCUUCAGAUACUUUGUUAGUCGCUGUGCCAAUAUGCUGAAGAAAAUCUUGCCUUCGAUGCUCAGAAGGUUUAUUUGGCGAAACUGUUCAAUGGUGGUCGAGUUCUUUUCUUUUGGGAUAAGCACUCCUCCCGCUCUUCGCCAGGCUUUCGGGAUGAUCUGCUUGUCCCACACCACUCUCAUGUUUUUCCACAGGAAUUUCAGAACCUCUGGAGCGUUCUUGUAGACACUAUACGAAACACCAUUAGGGCCUGGUGCAGAUGCCGAUCUUGCCUUUUUUACUGCCUGUUUCACCUCGCUCAGCUUGGGAGGGCUGACAUCAACCUGAUAUUGUGCGGGUGAUAUAGGAGGGAUGUCAGUGGGGACAAUGAUCGGUUCAUGUUUUUUCUCAUCAGUAUAGAUGGUUCUCAGAUAUUCUUCAACCUGGUCUUUUGAUGUUUUCAGAAAUCCACUCUUUUCUUUUGUGAAAAUCUCUUUCACAAAUGUAAAGGGGUCUUUGUAGAAGUUGGUUCUGGCUUUUUCUUUCUUCUUCCGACGCAUCCUUAGGCUUUCCGCUCGACGGAGUUUUGAGAGCCUCUGUUUUAGUUCUUCUUGAAGGAGGUCGAUGCCUUCCCUUUCUUCUGCUGUCGCCUUUCUCCACAACUUCCUUAGCUUUCGCCUUUCUUUUACAAGUAGAUGGAUUUCUUGAAGCCGACGAGAUUUGGGGGCGGGAAGCAUGUCUUUCUUUCUGACUUGUUCCUUCACUCCACAUUUCUUCUCUCCGUAGCUGUAGAUUAGGUCACCCAUCUUCUCCAGCUUCGUUUCGGCUGAUCCUUUGAUGUUACGUAGGAUAAGGCUUAAGUCUAUGUUGAUGGUUUCCCACUCCUUGCUGUUAGACUUCGGCCAUUUCACCAACGGCUUACGUCCUUGCAUGUUUUCCUUUUUGCGGUGUACUGGGUAUGGUCUUGGACUGGUAGUUCUGCCUGAAGCUUCCUCCUCAUCCUGCGGGGUGCUGAUGCUCUGCGGACUGUGGGUUUCUUCCUGCCGCUGAGUUUCAUCCGACUGAUUUAACCUUCUUCUUAACAGAAGCCGGUCAAUGCGGGGCCCUGGGUUAGUGGUUUUCAGGCAUUUCUUCCGUCCUUGGUGAACUUUAAGACCAUGGGUUGAUGUUACUUUAGCCCAUCCACACACACACGUCUGAAGAACAUGUCCAACUGCUGGGUUCUCAAGAGUAUUACUACUACCUUCAUUCAUUGUCGUGUCCAUUCCAAGGGUCGUUACCGGGAGAUCAGCCUGUGAGUCUUCUUGCGCCCCUGCUCUCGCAGACUCUAGGGGUAUUCUUCUUCUUGAACUUUCUGUAGCCAAUUUAGGUGGCUCUUGUGCCCUAAUAGGGUGACGGAGCCUGCUGCUGUGGGUAGCUAGCCCAUAACAGCCCCGUUGGGGUCUAUUUCCUCCUGUCAGCUGUCUCUCCAAGCUGUCACAUGGUCUUUCCCUUGUCGUCAGCUGCACUUUCACAACAGUCACUGGGUUUUUCUUCCAGAAGAUCAGUAAAGCAGAUAGAACUAGGUGUUUCAAUCCCUUCGGUAAAUAGGAACAGUCUUGACGGUAGCAGUCGGUGUGGAGUGGUGAAAAGGAGGGUAUGUAUGUCAUUGGGGUCUUCAGGUGGGCACCCUGCUUCAUUGACGUUUCGUUGAUUUGAAGCCCACGACGUCUCCAGAGGGCUCAAUGGUGUGCCUAGCGUCCCAGGUACACCCCCCUCCAUGCCAUACCCUCCACAUCCUGUUGGACUAUGCAUGGCAGGGUCGUCCUUUUCCCUGAGUCAGGCCUAAGCCUGACCGCAUACCAUUGUCUCUUAUCUUACUGCCCAGUUGGGGUCCUUGCGCUUAAUCCAGAGCCAGUUGCUGGCUUUUUCGGCAGCAUUUGACAUGGACUUGAUAGUCUGUUGGAGGGAACGUCCUUUCAACCCCAUUUUCCUCAACAGACUGAUGGUAGAUGUGGCAAUAAAUCCCCUGCAUCCCACCUCUACUGGGAAAAUGUCGGUCUUCCAGCCGUUCUGGGAUGCUUCAGCUGCCAGGUCAGAAUAUUUGUUUCUCUUCCUCUCAUAAGCCUCUUCAACCCCUUCUUCCCAUGGUACUGUCAGCUCCACGACAUAAGCCAGCUUUGCUGAUGGAGACCACAGGACCAUGUCUGGCCGGAGUGUUGUAGCCAUUAUUUCUGGGGGAAACACAAGCUUUUUAUCAAGGUCUACUUCCAAUUUCCAAUCCCGAGCCGACUGCAGGAUGCUUGCAUUAUUUGGUGUCGUUUGACACUUUUGAUGUUGGCCAGCUGGUACAAAAUGUGUGAAAUGGACCUUUCCUGCUGGUGUUUGUGGGAGAUUGUUUGUGGUGGUUCGCCUGUGUUCCAGUGUUUUUGCAAGCUCUCUAAGUACUUGGUUAUGCUGCCAAGUACAGCAUCCUUGGGUGAGACUUAUAGAACCAACUGGAUCGCACAUAAGCAAGGACUUGGCGACUUAGACUUGGAAAAAAUCCCUUUAAGUAAGACUGCAUUAUAAGCUGUAGAGGUGGAAGCUCAUGCUUCGAUUACGAUUCAGGAGCUACGAUUUGAUUAAAAAAUGAUUGAUGCAUUGUGUAUAUUGAUGCAGUUUUAUAUUUUUUUCCUUUUCACUAAAUAACCUUUUUUAUCUAUUGCAACUUAAAAGAAACAAUUUAUUUGGAUUAAGAAACCCAUCCAUCCAUCCAUCAGUGAUGUGCGGUGAACUAUACACCAGAUGAGGCAUAGAUACUUUUGGAUUUAUUUUCUUUUUUUUUUUUUUUAACUUAAAUUCAUAUGAGCAGUUCUAACCAUUGUUAAUUUAGGUUUUACAUUAGAAUAACCGGAAAACGAAGGGAAUAAAGUUGCUUUCAUAAAAACGUUAUCAUAAUGAUAUUAGGGUUUGACAAAUUGGUCCAAAAAGCAUAUGACAAAGUUGUUAUUAAAUACUUUUAGGUCCUAUUUUCUUUUAACAAAAUAAAUCAAGUACUGUGAGUGUAUCUUACCUUUCUGUAUUUGUAUCUGAAGCAGCAAUAACGCCCAGAAACGCUGGCUUACUCUUAUAAAAAUGCCAUGUUUGUUAUAAAUGCAGUUUAAAAAAAGAAAAAAGGCUGGCUUCCGCUGGAGAGACAUGUGUCUGCUAGCUUUAGCGCUCCCAUUCCUCCCAGUGUGGCAAGUCAGAUUACUGUCGAGGCAUUGAACAAUAUAUCGCCCCUUACUUUGAGGCAGAGGUACUUGCUGCCUCAAGGCCUGCCUUUUACGUAUUAUAUAACUCUGUCUUUUGAACAUCUCAUAGUUAAGCCUUUUACCCCUCCUGGUGGCAAGGUGAGGCACUGCCUCACUUGCCUCCCCUGACAGCACGCCACUGCCAUCCAUCUUCUACCGCUUGUCCCUUUUGGCGUCACAGGGGGUGGUUAAAUUAAUUCCCACAUUUAUUAAAUUAAUGAAAAUGUAAGAAAAACUGGACCAUAAGUGACCUAUAGUAAAGGAGCUGGUUGGAUCUCUCGGUGAAAGGGUUUUCUGUGGUCAGCAGCAAAUUUUAGAACUAUCGACAUUCAUUUAUUUACAAAAAGUAAAUCGAUUACUGAUGUUUACUAAUCGAUUCUGUAAUUGUCCAUGUCCGAAUUGCGAUGCAUCUAAACAUUGAUUAUUUCCCUCACCUCGACUACACAUGGUCUGUGGUAAUGUUUUAGAGUCUCAAAUAGUCCUGAGCCUCUGGAGUGAACUGACAAGUUCACAAAAGAUCAGGCUCCAGGAACGAGUUGCAAAUAAUUAACUUACAAUUUCAUGGCUGCAACACGUGCCAAAGUAGUUGGGAAAGGGCAUGUUCACCACUGUGUUACAUCACCUUUUCUUUUAACAACACUCAAUAAACGUUUGGGAACCGAGGAAACUAAUAGUUGAAGCUUUGAAAGUGGAAUUCUUUCCCAUUCUUGUUUUAUGUGAGCUUCAGUGGUUCAACAGUCUCCGCUGUCCUAUUUUACGCUUCAUAAUGUGCCACACAUUUUCGGUGGGAGACAGAUCUGGACUGCAGGCGGGCAAGGAAAGUACCCGCACUCUUUUUUUACGAAGCCACGCUGUUGUAACACGUGCUGAAUGUGGCUUGGCAUUGUCUUGAUGAAAUAAGCAGGGGUGUCCAUGAAAAAGACGCUUAGAUGGCAGCAUAUGUUGUUCCAAAACCUGUGUGUACCUUCCAGCAUUAAUGGUGCCUUCACAGAUGUGUAAGUUACCCAUGCUUUGGGCACUAAUGAACAAUAUAUCGCCCCUUACUUUGAGGCAGAGGUACUUGCUGCCUCAAGGCCUGCCUUUUACCUGUGGCAUCAAGCAGGCGCCCCCUCAUGCACAAGCUCAACACACUGUGUGUAGCCCACCGAAAAUGUGUGGCACAUCACAGAUGCUGGCUUUUGAACUUUGCGUCGAUAACAGUCUGGAUGGUUUGAUUCCCCUUUGGUCCGGAUGACACGAUGUCGAAUAUUUCCAAAAACAAUUUGAAAUGUGGACUCGUCAGACCACAGAACACUUUUACACUUUGCAUCAGUUCAUCUUAGAUGAUCUCGGGCCCAGAGAAGCCGACCGCGCUUCUAGAUGUUGUUGAUAAAUGGCUUUUGCUUUGCACAGAAUAGCUUUAACUUGCACUUACAGAUGUAGCGACAAACUGUAUUUAGUGACAGUGGUUUUCUGAAUAGUUCCUGAGCCCAUGUGGUGAUAUCCUUUAGAGAUUGAUGUCAGUUUUUGAUGCAGUGCCAUCUGAGGGAUCGAAGGUCACGGUCAUUCAAUGUUGAAGUGAUUUCUCCAGAUUCUCUGAAACUUUUGAUGAGAUUAUGGACCAUAGAUGUUGAAAUCCCUAAAUUUCUUGCAAUUGCACUUCGAAAAACGUUGUUCUUAAACUGUUUGACUAUUUGCUCACGCAGUUGUGAAAGACUGAGCAUUUUUUUGGAAGCUGUUUUUAUACCCAAUCAUGGCACCCACCUUUUCCCAAUUAGCCUGCACACAUCGGGGAUGUUCCACAAAAGUGUUUGAUGAGCAUUCCUCAACUUUAUCAGUAUUUAUUGCCACCUUUCCCAACUUCUUUGUCACGUGUUGCUGGCAUCAAAUUCUAAAGUUAAUGAUUAUUUGCAAAAAAAAUUUUUUUAUCAGUUUGAACAUCAAAUAUGUUGUCUUUGUAGCAUAUUCAACUGAAUAUGGGUUGAAAAUGAUUUUCAAAUCAUCGUAUUCCGUUUAUAUUUACAUCUAACACAAUUUCCCAACUCAUAUGGAAAUGGUGUUUGUAUUGUAUAAAAUUGUGAUUUUUUUCAAUUGAACAGGUCUCAUACUGAGAUAGGCUCCAGCACCCCCCAUGACCCCAAAAGGGACAAGCGAUAGAAAAUAAAUGGAUGGAAGGUCUCAUGGGUACUUUGUUAAUGGACAAUACUAAGAUAUUCAAACGAUACAGUAUAACUCCACUAAUAGCUAGCCGUAAACUGGCGCGCUAUUCGCUAGAUAUCUUAAAUACCAACAUGAAUAUAGAAAUACAAUUAUUUAUUAAUGUUUUCAUUUCACACCAAAGUACAGUUGGUUAGGUGACCACGCCACUGCCGUUUCUAAACGACACUAGAGUGUGUUGGAUCAAAUUUAAAGACAAUUACAUUUGUUGAAGAAAAUGCAAGGAGAUAUAAAAAUGUAUAAAAACUGAGUUUAAUCAGACCCCCAGUUGAAGUCCUCUUGGUCAUAUUUAUUGAGUAUGCUUUGGUGUAAAUUUGGGAUAGACGCAGUCACAUUUAUAACCCCCUUUUUGAGUAUGUCUGCAACAUUGUCCAUUUGGGAAGGACCCUCGGAUGACCUCUGCCAGAAGGUUAUGUAAAUGUUGCAAUUAAUAUAAUAACUAAAAAACUAACUAACUAAAAUCUCAUAGGCAGAUUUUCGGAAACUUUUAGAAUACGUCUGAAAUGAGAUAAGUACGACAUUAGAUUUUGGGAAUUUGUUCCGCAUCAACAUACGUUUACACCUGUGUCUGUCUGUGUGCACGUGUGUGCGAGCGGCCCUGCAGUUUUAUGAUUGUAACAGUUUGUCUUGAAUGUAUGUUAUUUAGUUCAGUGUUUCUUAACAAUAGGGCUGAGGCCCAAUUGUGGCUCACCAAAAAAUAUCAAUUUCUCGGCUGUGUUCUGUGUGCUUCAAUUGUAAUACACUUUUCCACCACUUGUGGCAAGUAUGACUAUCUCAAACAAACACAAGAAGUCUGGAGCUGAAAUCAGAGAGAAGUCUCUUAAGUGCAAAAAAUGACUAAAAUAGAGAAGCUGUUUUACCAUUUCACUUUAAUUUUAUUGACAGUUAAGUCAAAAACAUUCAUUAUUUGUGUAUUUCUUUUAGCACAAAAUAUUAGAUGUACAUUUAUUUUUUGUCAGUUAUUUAUGAAUCCCUUCUUAUGCAUUAUUGUAUAUUUUUGUAACCUCGCCUGUAAGCCUUAUGUUACUAUUUUAAAUAGAUAAUAAUCUUAGUGAUUAACACAUGCGUUCCUAUCAUUUGGCAAGGUUGCAAACUGAAAGUAUUUUAAAUAUAUUUAUUGAAUUUAAAGAGACUUAAUACUGGCUGCAGGAUUAGGUCUCUGCUUUUUGCAGAAGAUGUGGUCCUGAUUGGUUCAUCUGGCCAGGAUCUCCAGCUCUCACUGGAUCGGUUCGCAGCUGAGUGUGAAGCGACUGGGAUGAGAAUCAGCACCUCCAAGUCCGAGUCCAUGGUUCUCGCCCGGAAAAGGGUGAAGUGCCAUAUCUGGGUUGGGGAGGAGACCCUGCCCCAAGUGGAGGAGUUCAAGUACCUAGGAGUAUUGUUCACGAGUGAGGGAAGAGUGGAUCGUGAAAUUGACAGGCGGAUCGGUGCGGUGUCUUCAGUAAUGCGGACGAUGUAUCAAUCAGUGUGGUAAAGAAAGAGCUGAGCUGAAAGGCAAAGCUCUCGACUUACCGGUCGAUCUGCCGCUUCUUUUCUUUUUCUCCUCGCCCCCCCCCCCUCAGCAAGAGGGGGUCCGGUCCGAUGGCCAUGGAUGAAGUACUGGCUGUCCAGAGUCGGGACCCAGGAUGGACCGCUCGCCUGUGUAUCGGUUGGGGACAUCUCUACGCUGCUGAUCCGACUCCGCUUGGGAUGGUUUCUUGUGGACGGGACUCUCGCUGCUGUCUCGGAUCCGCUUUGAACUGAACUCUCGCGGCUGUGUUGGAUCCACUAUAGAUUGAACUUUCACAGUAUCAUGUUAGACCCGCUCGACAUCCAUUGCUUUCGGUCUCCUAGGGAGGGGGGGUUGCCCACAUUUGUGGUCCUCUCCAAGGUUCCCAUAGUCAUCAUUGUCACCGACGUCCCACUGGGUGUGAGUUUUCCUUGCCCUUAUGUAGGUUCUUCCGAGGAUGUCGUGGUUUGUGCAGUCCUUUGAGACAUUUGUGAUUUAGGGCUGUAUAAAUAAACAUUGAUUGAUUGACAUUGAUCUACGUUCCUAUCCUCACCUAUGGUCAUGAGCUUUGGGUCAUGACCGAAAGGACAAGAUCACGGGUACAAGCGGCCGAAAUGAGUUUCCUCCGCAGGGUGGCGGGGCUCUCCCUUAGAGAUAGGGUGAGAAGCUCUGUCAUCCGGGAGGAGCUCAAAGUAAAGCUGCUGCUCCUCCACAUCGAGAGGAGCCAGAAAAGGUGGUUCGAGCAUCUGGUCAGGAUGCCACCCAAACGCCUCCCUAAAAAGGUGUUUAGGGCACGUCCAACCGGUAGGAGGGCACGAGGAAGACCCAGGACAUGUUUGGAAGACUUUGUCUCCCGGCUGGCCUGGGAACGCCUCGGGAUCCCCCGGGAAGAGCUGGACAAAGUGGCUGGGGAGAGGAAAGUCUGAGGUUCCCUGCUUAGGCUGCUGCCCCAGGGACCCCACCUUUGAUAAGCGGAAUUCCAUCCAUCCAUGGAUGGAUGGAUGGAAUUUAAUUAAAAUCAAGAGUGUUUAUAUUUGGCUUUGGCGCUCUGUCAUGGAAGAAGUUGGGCCCCGGGGUAAAAACGUUUAAGAACCCCUGAUUUAGUUCAAUGCAGUUAGGUAGGAUGUAGCAUGCAGCAUGUUUGUUGUGCAUGAUAAAUGUACCGGUAAUGUGUGACGUGAGGGAGACAAAGUUGGAUGUAAAUAAUUGUCUCGCAAAAGUAACUCACAUGAGGUGUUCUCUUUUUAUAAUCGUUUCAUUUAAUUCUUGUAUCUGAUAAUUAUGUGUGUGUGUUUUACAGUAUAUGUCUUUCAUGUGUUCUGUUUACAGAGUAAGUGACUAUGGAGAUAAUUCAUGAAUAUUUUGCAUGUAAGAUCUAUAAAACUCAAAUUGGA
This is a messenger RNA of Nerophis ophidion (straightnose pipefish), 13519 nucleotides long. RefSeq names its product zinc finger protein 8-like. The record is from RefSeq and is a predicted model, not a curated record. The transcript is spliced from 2 exons. Gene Ontology annotation, biological process: regulation of transcription by RNA polymerase II. NCBI's taxonomy places the organism in Eukaryota, Metazoa, Chordata, Actinopteri, Syngnathiformes, Syngnathidae. Gene Ontology annotation, cellular component: nucleus. Gene Ontology annotation, molecular function: DNA-binding transcription factor activity, RNA polymerase II-specific; RNA polymerase II cis-regulatory region sequence-specific DNA binding. The coding region runs from base 123 to 1139 and encodes 338 amino acids.